Rattus norvegicus (Norway rat) is the source of this 2479-nucleotide messenger RNA. The record is from RefSeq and is a predicted model, not a curated record. Lineage: Eukaryota; Metazoa; Chordata; Mammalia; Rodentia; Muridae.
GAGUAAGUGGGAGCGACCCUUCGGGAUUUCCGGACCCCCGGACCUGGGUCACUGGUGGCCCGAGGGGCGACGUGAGCGCAGUCUGGGUGGGGGACGCCAGGCUACGCGGACGACGGCGAGCCGUUAGCCCUCCCUGCGCAGGGUUACCUGUAUCCCUCGGUGCUUUAGGGGAAACUAAGGACCCUGGGAGCAAGCUGGGAGGGCAGGAAGUACCCCGCCCCUCUCCAUGCCUCGCCACCUUCUCCAAGUGCCCUACGGUGACUCCGCGGCACCUCUGGUACUCGAAGGGAGCUGGAGGCAGGGGACCUGCCCUAGGUCGAGAUGAAGCUCAUUAUUCUGGAACACUAUUCACAGGCCAGUGAGUGGGCGGCCAAGUAUAUUAGGAACCGCAUCAUCCAGUUUAACCCAGGACCUGACAAGUACUUCACCCUGGGGCUCCCCACCGGGAGCACCCCGCUUGGCUGCUACCAGAAGCUGAUUGAGUACUAUAAGAAUGGGGACCUGUCCUUUAAAUAUGUGAAAACCUUCAACAUGGACGAGUAUGUGGGUCUUCCUCGAGAGCACCCAGAGAGCUACCACUCCUUCAUGUGGAAUAACUUCUUCAAGCACAUUGACAUCCACCCUGAAAACACCCACAUUUUGGAUGGAAACGCGGCUGACCUGCAGGCUGAGUGCGACUCCUUUGAGGAGAAGAUCCAGGCUGCAGGAGGGAUCGAGCUCUUUGUUGGAGGCAUUGGCCCCGAUGGACACAUUGCCUUCAAUGAGCCAGGCUCCAGUCUGGUGUCCAGGACCCGUGUGAAGACUCUGGCCAUGGACACCAUCCUGGCCAACGCUAGAUUCUUUGAUGGUGAUCUUGCCAAGGUGCCCACCAUGGCCCUGACAGUGGGUGUGGGCACUGUCAUGGAUGCUAAAGAGGUGAUGAUCCUCAUCACAGGUGCUCACAAGGCUUUCGCUCUGUACAAAGCCAUUGAAGAGGGUGUGAACCACAUGUGGACGGUGUCUGCCUUUCAGCAGCAUCCUCGCACUGUGUUUGUGUGUGACGAGGAUGCCACCUUGGAACUAAAAGUGAAGACCGUCAAGUAUUUCAAAGGUUUAAUGCUUGUUCAUAACAAGUUGGUGGACCCCCUGUACAGUAUCAAGGAGAAGGAAAUUCAGAAAAGCCAAUCUGCUAAGAAGCCAUACAGUGACUAGCCUCUGCUGGGACAUGGUGCUCGGGACCUCAGAGGGACAGGCAGGCCUUUCCUCAAGUGUCUGUAGGAGACGAGAAUCACCUUUCAGUCCACUAUGGCUGCUGCAGAUCCUUGCUCAGCACAUACAGGUUAGGGAGUUUAGCUGUGGAGAACACGGUUUAUAACUUUUCCCUCUUUUCAGUACUGGAGGCUGGACCUGGGGCCCAUGCACAUGUCAAGGAGGUGCUUUGCUAACUGAGCUCUGUCCCCAACUCCAUAAUGUUUUGUAACAGAGCUCUCCAUCACUGGCUGUCAUUCUACCCAGGGGAGGACUCUCGCUGCCCUUCUGCCCGUACGACAUGCCCAGCACACUCCUGUCAAGCACUCUGUAUACGCACUCUUUCUUGAGUGGGCAGGGAUUAGGGCUUGUGCACUCUGGACGCAGCCUUUUUGGAUUCUUGAGAGCCCCUCUUCUGGCAGCCUUCCCAUUGAGAAUUUUUGUUUUAAAGAAUAUACUUCUUGAGCCUGAAUUAUGCAUAAGGAAGCAGCCCAUCCUGCCAGAACCAGGUACCUGGGGGAGAAGCCUGUCCCAUCCCCAUUGUGUGGAUGUUGUCAACAGCUAGCCUUUCUGUAAACAGGCUUUGGGUAGGACUGGGCAUGUGGGGCUAGGAUGACUCUCACAGAUAAACUCUUCCAAAGGCCAGUCAUGUCUCGUUCUCUCUUAAGAUUCCAAGAGAAAGGUGAAAAGCCCUCCUGUCUGAGCUGUUUUCCUCCAUAGAGUCUUACACACUCCCUAGUAAGGAGAUCCACUUGGGUCACAAACACAGCCGUGAUUUCAGUGUUUCUCACCCAAGGUGGGGAACCGCAUUUACACAUCCAAGCUGUGUUCUCUUUCCUCCUCAGAGCUGAGCGCCGAGAUUAUACAAGCUAGUGCUGUCUCCUUGCUUAAAGCGCUCUGUGAUUCCCACCUUUCAGGGUGACAAGGUAUCAUCAUCAGAUCAUCAGAACUACAACCCUUCACCCACCUGUCGUUCAAGCUCCCUUCCCAGGCUCCCCUGUCUUUAUAUUCUCUGCCUCUGUGGACUGGUUGCUGCCUCCUUUUCUGUCCUGUGCCUGUCUGAAGCUAGAGCUGCCUAUUUCCAGGAGAGGUCUUUCAGAUUCUGGCCAGGCCCUCCAGAAGUACUGUGUUUGGUACCAGCACUUGUUUGUAGUUUUUAUAUGUGAUUGUACUGUUCUGUGUUAAGCUAAUGGAUCAAUGGACUUGUUUACAAUGUGAUAUUUUCUAUUAAAUUGAAUAUUUUCAAAUAAAA